GCCGUGCAGACGCGCGCGGCGGAGGCAAGCCGAGCUGCUGAGUAGUGCUGCCGGGGCCAGCAGAGACACCGUACCCCGAGAUCACAUCCACCCCACAAGCCUUUACUGUGGAGCAGUGAACUGUUUAUGGUUCCAUUUACUUGAGAUCAUGCAGAGAGCUUCACGCCUGAAGAAAGAACUGCACAUGCUAGCCAUAGAACCUCCCCCAGGCAUCACGUGCUGGCAGGAAAAGGACCAAGUGGAUGAUUUGCGAGCUCAAAUAUUGGGUGGAGCCAACACACCUUAUGAGAAAGGUGUUUUCACGCUGGAAGUUAUCGUUCCUGAGAGGUACCCAUUUGAACCGCCACAGAUCAGAUUUCUGACUCCAAUCUAUCAUCCAAACAUUGAUUCUAGUGGAAGGAUUUGUCUAGAUAUUCUCAAAUUGCCACCAAAAGGUGCGUGGAGACCAUCUCUCAACAUCGCUACUGUAUUGGCCUCUAUUCAGCUGCUCAUGGCAGAACCCAAUCCUGACGACCCACUAAUGGCUGACAUUUCCUCAGAAUUUAAAUAUAAUAAGAUAGCUUUUAUCAAGAAUGCCAGGCAAUGGACAGAGAUUCAUGCAAGACAGAAACAAAAGGCUGAUGAAGAGGUGCUAGACAACUCAUCAGAGCCUGGUGACUCUCGGGAGUGCAGCUCCGCACAGAAAAGGAAAGCCAGGCCACUAGGAGGCAUAGAAAAGAAAUUCCACCCCAAUGUUCAGAAAGUUUGUCCUGGUCCCUCUUAGUUAAUAGUGUCUGAGACAAGGUGGUCUCUUUUGCUUGCUUUUCUUGAAUGUUUUUCUUUGUGUUUGAUGACAUAAUGUUUGUACCCUUGUAAGACCUUGUAUGUUUAUGAACUCUGCUGUGCAGUGAUGCUUUAAGGAUAGU
Molecule: messenger RNA, 905 nt
Organism: Arvicola amphibius (Eurasian water vole)
Lineage: Eukaryota; Metazoa; Chordata; Mammalia; Rodentia; Cricetidae
Gene: Ube2t
Product: ubiquitin conjugating enzyme E2 T
Exons: 7
Coding region: 149-763 (204 amino acids)
Source: RefSeq, a predicted model, not a curated record